AUGAGCACCGGGUCGCCAUACUACCCCAUCGCAGGCCUGACGCCCGAUGCAUUGUCGCCGCGGAAAGAAAUUUGCAACUACUUUUCAAACUACCCUCUCUACUCCCUCGCAUGGUCGCGGCGAGAAGACCGCAACAGAAUGUUCCGCAUGGCGCUGGGUACGUUUCUGGAAGAGUCCACCAACAAGCUGCAGCAAACGACACGCCCGGACUUUGGGCUCAUAGCCGAGGCAGCGGUCGACUACCCGGUGACAAAAAUACUCUGGCAUCCGGUCAAGACUGGGUACUCAUCGGACCUGCUGGCCACCACCGGCGACAUGCUUGCGGAUUUGGGAUUGCGCGCGAAGCUGACGACGCGCGCUGACUAUGCUGCACCAAUUACAUCGUUCGACUGGAACAGCAUAGACCCAACGGCUCAUUAUUACCUCGAGCUGUGGGAUAUUGAGACGAACCAGGCGAAAACGCAGCUGAUUGCCCACGACAGGGAGGUCUUUGACGUGGGCUUUGUUGCAGGCAGCCAGGACGUUUUUGCAUCAGCGGGUGCCGACGGGUCGAUUCGCAUGUUUGAUUUGCGGUCGCUCGAGCACUCGACGAUUUUGUUUGAGGCACCGUCCACCACCGCACAGUCAGCAGCGGAUCCCAGUAACUACAGCAGCACUGCUCGGAUCACGUCAUUCACACCGCCGCUGCUGCGCCUUAGCUGCAAUGCUGUGGACCCGAAUUAUAUUGCGACGUUUGCCUUGGAUGCCCACCAGGUCAGCAUCCUGGACGUGCGGUUCCCUGGAUCCCCUGUAAUCCAGCUUAUUGGCCACCAGGCACCCAUCCACUCUGUCGCAUGGAAUCCCGGGUCCUCCAGCCAGCUCUGCUCGGCAGGCGCUGACUCACGCGUUCUACCGACAAACGCUGCGCCGUCGCUCACAUAUGCAGCACGCCUGCCUGUCAAUUCGCUGGCGUGGCACCAAAACUCGGCCGAGUGGGUCUCCAUUGCAUUUGGUAAUACUGUGCAGACGCUGCGACUUUAA
Linderina pennispora is the source of this 1020-nucleotide messenger RNA. Its product is annotated as WD40 repeat-like protein. Lineage: Eukaryota; Fungi; Kickxellomycota; Kickxellomycetes; Kickxellales; Kickxellaceae. Gene Ontology annotation, molecular function: protein binding. The coding region runs from base 1 to 1020 and encodes 339 amino acids. Gene Ontology annotation, cellular component: nucleus. The record is from RefSeq and is a predicted model, not a curated record. The transcript has 5 exons.